This is a messenger RNA of Diaporthe batatas, 1186 nucleotides long. RefSeq lists its product as uncharacterized. NCBI's taxonomy places the organism in Eukaryota, Fungi, Ascomycota, Sordariomycetes, Diaporthales, Diaporthaceae. The transcript has 3 exons. The record is from RefSeq and is a predicted model, not a curated record. Bases 167 to 1186 code for a protein of 339 amino acids.
CUUUUAUUACACGCAAUUGUUCAUCAGAGAAAGCUAUGGGUAUGGCCCAACUGAAGCUAUCGCCCAUGACCAGAAUGGGAAUGUGCUGCCUGCAGCCUCGGUCCGAAGGCACUUUGGGGCGCGCUGGGCUGGUCUUACUGACGACACUGAUAUUAUCUACGUGCCUAUGGUAUGGGUGCAUGAGAAUUUCUCGGGAAACCGCAUUGUCGACCCAGCCCUCGAGUUGUUCUAUAGGUUGAUAUUAGGUGGGACAUUACCAGCCCCAUACAACAUAACUCGUCCAUUGACCAUCGUGCUCGAGCCUGGUGAAAUAGGUGCACCAUAUGAUAGCGCAUGGCGCGACCCCACGAGUGGACGGGCGCGGGACCCAGCAGAAGUGGCCCGGAUAUUGUCACGCACGUACGCAAGAAAUGGGUUCAUGCCCCUCGAGGUGGGCCCACCCGACGAGAUAUUCAAAGUAUUGGGCCGUAAAGUGGAGCCCAGGGACCACCCCGCUGACCCGGCCGACAUGUCCAUUAUGCCCCCAGAUCCGCCAGGUACUUACAAGGUGAUCCAGACUUUGGCGGAACGGUACUAUCGGGUUCUGGAUGGCGAUCCAGACUAUGAAACACAUCAAGUUCCAGUGGCACAGACGUAUCCAGAUGCGGUGUCCAGCUUUCAUGUAGUCCGCAUUAUCGUGCCAUUCAUAAGCCAACGAGUUGUCGAUGAGUUUAUCCACUUCGACGCAGCAACAACUGCCGGUAACACAUUGGCUAUCACAGAGGCCUGGAACAGGGUCAAUGAUAAUCGACCACAGGGCCAAAAGCUACGGCUACGUGAAAUCAUACUUGCGUUCUGGACUUCCCAUCUCGGAAGGGCGGCCCUUGAUCUGCGAGCUAUCAUAUACUUUGAUCCGGCAGAACAUGUGCUUAGAAACGAGCUGUUCCAGGCUAUUUAUAGACUGAUGAGUAGGGACAUACUUACCAAUCUCAUUGUCAACAGGGACACGGAGUCCACAGAAGAAAUGCGGUCAUUCAACUUGUUGCUAGAGAGGGCACCGUUCUGCAUUGGGGUUCACAAGAUGCUGGAGGAGUUUCAAGAGUUUGAGGAAGUCAGCAUAACAUCAUUUGAGUUUCUGCCGGUUCUUACCGGGGACUCCAUUGACAAGAACAAGCCUCGAUUCAAUUUUCGGAUUAACUUUUCGUAG